Danio rerio (zebrafish) is the source of this 1774-nucleotide messenger RNA. The record is from RefSeq and is a predicted model, not a curated record. NCBI's taxonomy places the organism in Eukaryota, Metazoa, Chordata, Actinopteri, Cypriniformes, Danionidae.
UAUGGGUAGCAACUGAAAUCUGCAGGAACAGGGUUGGCAGUAGUCCUCUAAGGUUUUCAUAAUCUCUUUCACAGAACAAAGGCUCUGUAAUCAGUACAUGGUUAGUAUUAUAUUUAAUCUUACAUUAUUAGUAGGCUUUUAAAAACACACAAUAAAAAUGUUCCAGUAGCUUAUAGAAAAAUACAUCUAAUGUAUAAAUUGCACAAAAUCACUUAAAUUAGUUACUUUAAUGUUACAUUCAUUCAUCUUAGCCAGAGACCGGAAAGAAAAGAUACAGAAUAGCCUUCUGACCCUCUUUACAUUUGCAUCUUAUAUAUUUAUCCAUACUUUAGGGCUGUGCUUACUUUAUCAAAAAAAAACAUUGUUUCUUGUAAUAUUCUUGUGUUUUAGGUUACGAUAGAAUGAACAAAUGUAGAGCUGUCAUUUUUAGUGCUGUUGGGGCAUCAGCAAUGUGUCACAUCUCUAUGAGGUUUAAUAAACAGGAAGAUCUUCAAGAAACUUCUGCUUUUUUCGUUGACUGCACUUCUCAAGCUCCGGCGAUGUCUGUGUGCCAGAUCACAUUUAUAAUCAUCAUCAGCUCUGUGUUUCUACACACUCACUCAGAUGAUGAUCCACUCUGUCACCGUGUCAAAGAUUCACCACAACAACCUGAACUUAAACCCAAGAAACCACGUGUGAUGGAGGAAAAUACAGUCAGUCUGAACUGCUCUGCUGAAGCCCCCUGCCUAAAACAAUCUCCUACAAUAACCUGGUCUAACAUCCCUAAAUCUGCCAACAUUACCACACACUUACUGGAAAAAUCUAAUAAAAUCCAGUCAGUGAUUUCACAUGUGACCUUCAAAGCUUCAUACAGAGAUCACAACAGGAACAUCACCUGCAUUGUUACUUAUACAAGAAAUACUUUUGAUAACUCAACUGUGGAGACCAACGUGACGCUACACGUCAUGUUUCCUCCAAAAGAAACUCACAUCACCAUCAGUCCAUCAGCUUCACUCUCUGUUGGCACUAAUGUGACUUUGACCUGCAGAGGCAAAGGCAGUCAAUCAAAAAAUAUGACCUACACCUUUUACAAACGUGGAGAGAACAGACCUGUUUAUCAGAGAAAACACUUUACUUUCAUUCUUACUCAGAAUAAUACAGGGUGGUAUUCCUGCACCAUACAGAAUAAACAUGGCAAUCAGUCAUCAGAAGAGAUCCAGCUCACAGUUGGAGGAUCUAUACCUAUGAUUAUAGCUUGUGUUGGAGGAAUUGUAGCAGUGCUGAUGCUCUCUGCUAUUUGUCUUUAUACCAGGAUCAUGAAAAGGACAAACAGGGAAGAUGGUGCUGUAGAAAACGAUUCCUUUAAUCAGGCUCAAAAUGGUACUGUUGACUGCACAUAUGCUGAAGUUCUCACUGUGACCAAGCAGGACAAUACAAUCUCUGAUGUUCAAAGUUUUAGUAAGAAUGACCACAACACAGAGGAAGAUUCAGCAGAAGAUAACCAGGAAAAGGGUUCAGAUGUAGUGUAUACGCAAGUGAAUGUGCUACUCAAAAACACACAACCCAUCAAUGUUCAAUGUGAGAGCAUUUAUGCUCAGGUGAAAAUAUAAAUAGUACUUUUAUAUGUACCCAAAGCUGUAACUGGGGUGGAGCUGUAACUCUUUCAAAAGGCACACAUUUGUACCUAAACAAGGUCAUAUUGAUACCUCAAAGAUAUUUAAUAGUACCUAAACCAGUGGUGUCCAAACUCAGUCCUGGAGGGCCAGUUUCCUGCAGAUUUUAGCUCCAACUUGCC